Molecule: messenger RNA, 555 nt
Organism: Mytilinidion resinicola
Lineage: Eukaryota; Fungi; Ascomycota; Dothideomycetes; Mytilinidiales; Mytilinidiaceae
Exons: 2
Coding region: 1-555 (184 amino acids)
Biological process (GO): regulation of transcription by RNA polymerase II
Cellular component (GO): nucleus
Source: RefSeq, a predicted model, not a curated record
AUGCACCCAGAAUGGCCGCGAGACCCAGAGCAGAACCAGAUUGAGCAGGCGCCCGCAUACCACAACGACCACAGCCGCCGACCACUCCAACAUGAUCAUGUGCAAAAGUUGAAUAGUGAAUCAACUACAAUACAGCACAGCACGGUGCAGGCGUGGACGGGAACCUUGUACAACCCAGGAGACCGAAUCUCUACGUCAACGCAAAGACGGAGUGCUCCUAAGAAAGGCGGCUUCCCUUGCUUGCACCCAGAGUGUAGCAGGGCGUUCGACCGGCAUUGUGAUUUAAGGCGUCAUACCAAGUUGCAUCUCGACAAAUCCGAGCGGCCGUACAAGUGCCUCUCCUGCUCCGAGGCCUUUAUCUAUCCCAAAGACCUCGACCGUCACCAGCGCACCCAUCGCACACUGCCUGUCCCGCAGCAAAAGAUGCAUUGCCCCAUAAGGGGAUGCUCGAACACUGAAGGGUUUAGUCGGAAGGACAACUUCACACGACACAUGCGCAAGCAGCACCCCGACGCCGCGCUUGUUGCAGGUGCGCAGUAUCCUACACAGAAGUAG